GGGGAAAGGAGCGAGGUCUCAACUCAAAGCCCCGACGUUUCCUGCCUUCCACAGCCGGCGGCCGCCCCGCAUUCUUGGCAUUCCUAGGCUGUGACUCCGAGGUCGUCGUAGUCGUCUCCGCUGAGCAGCAGCGCUUGGAUGAGAAAGAGAGCAGCAGGGCAGGCGCGCUCGCCCCAGUGCAGUGGCCGCCUCCGCAGCGCCCGGCCCUCGUUUUAAUAGCGAGACAGUAAUCCCUGCACCGCCCCCCCCGCACCAAUUUUUCCGUUCCCUCGCUCUCCUCCUCUUCCUGAAUUUUGCGCUUCCUUCCCCAACUCCAAACUUUUCUCUAGCGCCCCUGUGCCUUAGGAGGGGGGGGGGGAACCAAAGGCGGAGCCGUUUCGCUCUCCCGUUUUUGUCGCUCCCCCCACCAACCAGGAUCCCGCUUCUCUUUCCUUUCAGCCCGCCCCCUCCCCUCCCCCGAUUAACUUUUGCAACGAACGGACCUCUCUCGCCUGAAACUUUCUUCCCCCUCCGGAUUGGAUUCUUGUGGUUAAGACAGACGCCUGGUCCAUCCGUCGUGGCUCGAUUUUCUUCGGGAUUUCCCCCUCCUCUCCCAAAAAAAGUGUGGGUUCCCCCACCGCCCCCGGGAGGUGGAGGCGAGAGAAGAAAAAAGAGGCUCGUGAUCUGGCUUCUUCGGGCAAAACAGCAUUUGGUUGAUCCCAAGACAUGUGAACAGGAUAUUGCUGUGAUACCCACCUUUGGCAUGGGCUACCUUUUGCAAACCUGGAGGAAAAAUUCUGGAAAUAGAGGAACAACGUUCAGACCUUCCUUACUAAGAAGAUCCAAGGUGUGAGAAGAAGAGGGCUAGCUGCUUUAGCCUAGCAGACAUGCCUUUUGGGCUGAAAUUACGAAGGACUCGACGCUAUAAUGUCCGGAGCAAGAACUGUUUCAUGACCCGGAUUAAACUGUUGGAGAACAACGUGAUUGAGUGCACAUUGUCUGUGGAAAGCACUGGGCAAGAAUGCUUGGAGGCCGUAGCUCAGAGGCUGGAAUUACCAGAGACACACUAUUUUGGCCUUUGGUUUCACAACAAGAGCCAGCAAGUGCGAUGGGUGGAACUGGAGAAACCUUUGAAAAAGCAGCUGGACAAGUUUGCCAGCGAAUCUUUGCUUUUCUUUGGGGUCAUGUUUUAUGUGCCCAGCGUUGCCCUCCUGCAGCACGAAGUUACAAGGUACCAGUAUUAUCUUCAAGUAAAAAAAGAUGUUAUUGAUGGACGAUUGCGAUCUUCCUUUGAACAAGGGAUAAGGUUGGCUGCACUGGCCGUUCAAGCUACAUUGGCAGCUCAAGUUGGCUUUGGAGAUUACCCUCAUUUUGAAUCUCAUGAUCUCCGGCAGUAUGUUUUGUUUCCUAUGGAUUUGAUUCAAAAUGAAGCCAUUUUGGAAGAAUUGAUUCAGAAGGUAGUCCAGGAACACAAAAAUCAUAGCAGCCUUUCUGCAGCAGAAGCAGAAUUGCUUUACAUCAGGGAAGUGGAACGACUAGAUGGAUUUGGGCAGGAAAGUUUUCCUGUGAAGGACAAUCAAGGAAAUGACUUUCAUCUUGGAAUUUUCUGCAUGGGGAUUUUUCUAAAGAACCCAAUGGGAAGAUCCACAGUGAACUACAGGUGGAAUGAUAUUGGAAAUAUAACACACAACAAGUCUUCAAUUGUUGUAGAACUGGUUAACAAAGAAGAAACUGUACUGUUUCAUACGGAUGACCUUGAAAACGCCAAGUACAUUUCACGGCUCUUUGCUGCGAAGCACAAGUUUUACAAACAAAACAAAAUCUGCACAGAACAAUCAAAUUCUCCUCCCCCUAUCAGACGGCGGCCCACAUGGAGCAGAUCAUCUUUGCCAAGGCAGCACCCAUUUAUUAUGCCUCCUGUGCAUGUCCAGUGUGGAGAACACUACACUGAAACUCACAAUUCACAAGAUAGCAUUUUUCAUGGAAAUGAAGACAUGUUUUACUAUAGAUCUCAGACUAGCUUGGACAGAUGUGCAAUGGACUUCAGCUAUUUGAACGGCAGUGUCCCAAAUGGCAGUGUGUGCAGUGCUCAAAGUAUGAACUCCCUCAACCAUUCACAGAACUUCAUUCAAGCUUCUCCAGUGUCCUCCAACCUCAGUAUCCCUGGAAGUGACAUUAUGAGAGCAGAUUACAUACCAAGCCAUAGACACAGUGCAAUAAUUGUCCCUUCGUAUAGGCCAACCCCAGAUUAUGACACUGUAAUGAGGCAAAUGAAGAGAGGAGUGAUUCACACUGAUAGCCAAAGCCAGUCUUUGAGGAACCUCAACAUUGGGAACACUCAUGUUUACAGCCAACCCACAGAUCUUGUAUACAGUCAACCAGAAAUUCAGGAGAGACCUUCUUAUACCAUUGCAUAUGGGCCUCAAGGCACUUAUAAAAAACAUGUGACUCCUUCUGAGCAAGUGAAUCCCAUGAAUGCUUUGCAGGCAAAACCGACAUCUAGUGCCAUUUCCCAUACAGUUAGCACUCCAGAGCUGGCCAAUAUGCAGCUCCCCGGCAAUCAAAGAUGUGGCCCUGCACACGUACUGAAGAACUACCUUUUCAGGCCGCCACCACCCUAUCCACGUCCACGUCCUGCUACCAGUACACCCGACCUAGCCAGUCACCGCCACAAGUAUGUCACUGGCAGUAGUCCUGACCUGGUCCCUCGGAAAGUGCAGCUUUCAGUGAAGACUUUCCAAGAGGAUAGUGCUCCUGUCAUCCACCAGUCACUGCAGGAAGUUAGCGAACCUCUUAUGGCAGCCAAACAUCAUGCGGCCAUCAACAAACGCCACAGUUUGGAAGUGAUCAGUAAUAUGGUGCGUGGAAUGGAAGCUAUGGCUUUAAAAAGCCUAAAUGCUCCCUUGCCACGCAGAAAUACCUUACGCAAUGAGAUGCAGCCAGAGGAAGUGGUGCAAAGAGGGCAUGAAGUUCAGCAGCUCCCUCAUUACCAUCACAAAAAGACCUUCUCAGAUGCUACAAUGCUGAUCCACAGCAGUGAAAGUGAAGAUGAGGAAGAAGCAUCAGAAUCUGUGCCUUCCAUGGCAGCCCUACAUGAAAACAUGGAGUAUAGCGUUCAGUUGCAAGCUGCCUUGGCUCGAAUACCUAACAAACCUCCUCCUGAGUAUCCUGGUCCUAGGAAAAGCGUUAGCAAUGGAGCUCUGCGGAAUGAGCAGAUGAAUAACGUUCCACGGGCUGUGUCUCGAGCCAAGGUGGUGAGGCCGGGACCAGCCAGGACAAUUAGCAUAUCUCGGACUGAUCAGAGCAUGAUGAAUGGAUCUUCCCUUGGUCCAUCAAUCUCUGAGCCAGACCUCACAAGUGUCAAGGAACGGGUCAAGAAAGAGCCGGUGAAGGAGAGGCCUGUGUCUGAAAUGUUCUCCAUUGAAGAUAGUAUUAUAGAAAGGGAAAUGAGGUAUCUAGAGAAACAGAAGAUGGCAGGCCUGGAAGCCCAGAAGAGGCCCUUGAUGUUGGCAGCACUCAAUGGACUCUCAGUUGCUCGAGUUCCAGUGCCUGAGGAUAGCCAAGAUGAAGGAGCCAAGGUGCCAAUGGAUGAGCGGUGCAAAACCUUGAGGAGGAAACUGGAAGAGGGGAUGGUGUUCACGGAGUAUGAGCAGAUUCCAAAGAAGAAGGCAGACGGAAUUUUUACCACUGCCAUUCUCCCCGAGAACAUUGAGCGUAAUCGUGUCAGAGAAGUUAUUCCCUACGAAGAAAAUCGAGUGGAGCUGGUACCCACCAAAGAAAACAAUACAGGCUAUAUCAAUGCAUCACACAUAAAGGUGACAGUAGGUGGAGAAGAAUGGCACUAUAUAGCUACACAAGGACCUUUGCCACAAACAUGCCAUGAUUUCUGGCAAAUGGUGUGGGAGGAAGGAGUCAAUGUGAUAGCCAUGGUGACAGCAGAAGAGGAAAGAGGAAGAACCAAAAGCCAUCGUUAUUGGCCCAAACUUGGCUCAAAACAUAGCUCAGCCACUUAUGGAAAAUUCAAAGUGACCACCAAGUUCCGGACUGUUUCUGGUUGUUAUGCUACAACGGGCCUGAAAGUCAAGCACCUAUUGUUAGGACAAGAGAAGACUGUGUGGCAUUUACAGUACACCAACUGGCCAGAUCAUGCUUGUCCAGGAGAGCAAGACUUCCUUUCCUAUUUGGAAGAGAUCCAGUCGGUGCGCCGUCACACCAACAGCAUUCUGGACAGCAGUAAUAACUGCAACCCUCCAAUUGUUGUGCACUGUAGUGCUGGAGUAGGGAGGACAGGUGUGGUUAUUUUGACAGAGCUUAUGAUUGGCUGCUUGGAACACAAUGAGAAAGUAGACGUUCCAGUGAUGCUUCAACACCUGAGGGAACAAAGAAUGUUCAUGAUCCAAACUAUCGCACAGUAUAAAUUUGUCUACCAGGUCCUUAUCUUAUUUCUACAAAAUUCCAGGCUCAUUUAACACCUUUAAAAGAGACAUUCUUUUCAUUCACUUAUUUAGACAGCCUUUUUGGUUUGGCUGAGAAUCACCCUACUACAAAGCUGCUUGCUUUGCAGUAUUUUGUGACACCUGAUCAAAAUUGCUUCAAUGAUAAGGACACUUUGUUCUUCUUGCGGAUGAUUUUAUAUGAGAUAAUUUAUUUUUUUUAAAUGAUGUGUGAACUUUCUUAAUUGGUGGAACGUGGGGUAACCUUAAAAUGACGGAACCACAUUUGACACAUCUCUUUAUUGUAAUCUGUCUUUAGGACGGAAAAUAAUCCUAUCUGGAGAUGUUCUCUUGACCAUUGCAUUUCUAUAUGACAUGCAAGGCAGCUUUGCUAUUUUAUUGUAUUCUAUUUUAUUUUUGUGAAAAGAGUAUUUAGCAAUCUGUUUUCAGGGCUGUGCACAUAGAAGAAAAACCAGCUUAAAAAAGUAUUUGACUUUUGUUCAAAUUUAAAAGCAGAUGUAUGUCUAUAAUAUUAUAGAAAAGGAACAAGCUUUUGCCAUCUAUGAUACAUGCAGUGCCUUACAGAAUAGCAGGGGGAUUUCCAAUAAGCUCAAGAUUUCAAGGGUUCAGUACUAAGCAAGUAUGAUUAUACUGGUAGUACCUUGAUGAUGGAUAGUAGCAAUAUUUAAAGCUAUAAAAUAGCUGAAAUACUGGAAUGAGAUCCAUUCUAAGAAGUUUUUAAGGGUCCAAGCAAGAUCUAAUCAAUCCUAAAUCCUACAGUUGAUGCUGUAUCUUGAGUCUAGAAAUUGCCCUGCACAUGAUGUGAAAUACCGAGAUCAGGGGUGUUUUUCAAGUCAGAUUAUUCUUUGAAUCAUACAGAGUAAAUCUGAAGAUCUUUUCUAUUGAUGGCCAUAUUUUGGUAGAACAUUCUGUUGGUGCAUGCUGAUAGUAGCAGAGUCACCCUUUCUGUGACUUCCUCUCUGUUCUCUCUCCUUCUAAGGGAGAGGUAUAUAUGGAGAAUGGUUGUUUAGCUUUUUUUAGAAAUCUUACUAGGUUAACAUGCAAACAGCUUUUGAGGUUAAUCUUGUGUCCAAUUACUGUAAGCCAAUAACUACCUGUAGCCUAGAACAGCAGGUAUAAGGACAUGACAGUUGAAAGUGUUUUAAAAACAUCCAUUUAAAUGAAUAGGAAAUGCUAACUUAUUGAUUUAGUAUUGUUUGCAAAAGAGAAUGUUCUAGUGGUUUAGGUAUGUUGCCCUAAGUGUCUCCAGGCUCUAAAACCCCUGUAGGGUUUGUGUCUGCCGGCUCUGUUGUGUGGCUGCAAUGCAUUCCUUGGAUUCACAAAUAAUUUUUAAUCAUCUUCACAUAAUGUAAUAAUUAUGUUAAAUUAGACUUUUUGCUUAUUGCUCUUGAAAAAUCAGGUGAUGGACAGAUUGUCAUGGACAAAAUCUACGUUGUCGCUAGGAAUUGACAGUGACUUGAUGGUACAUAAUCUUUGAUCCAUUUAUCUCAGCAGUGUCCACUCUGAUUUGCCAUCGCUCUCCAAGGUCCUGAUUCAAAUUAUUUCCCCCUCCCACUGAACAAUAUGAUUUGCUCAUCAAAACAUCCAUCUGACAUUGAGUUAUUAUAACCAGUUUUAAUAUUGCUUUUAUACAUAAUAAUCCUGUGUUGCCUUUUAAAAUACUUAUGAUUCCUCCCUUCUCCUCCUCCCCCCCAAAUUUCUAAAUUAGACAAUAGUAUUAAAGCUGAUAUGCUUAGGAUGGGUUAUAGACUUUGUGGAAAUGAGCCAGAUUCAAGAUUUUUAACCAAUCCAAAAUAUAAAAAUGAAUAGGGAUUUUUUAAAAAAGAGAGGAAGUUAUUUUUGUGACCAAACUAUAGAUUAAAAUUGAAUAUACAUGAAAAGAAUGAUAUCAAAGCAAAAGUCACAGUUUCUAGCAUGCUUUCUUUUAGAUGAACACCCAAAGUGACAUUGCAGGCAGUUUCUUGAAUAGAAGAGGCAUUCCCAUUGUAUAUCCGAUGGGAAAAAUAUCUCUUAACAUAAUGUUUGACACCUGUGUUGUAUCUAUAUUUAUAUUAUACAAGUAAUCCUUGACUUACAACCACAAUUGGGUUCAACAUUUCCAUUGAGCAAGGCAGUUGUUAAGUGAGUUGUGCCUUAUUUUAAACCAUUUUUUGCAAUAGUUGCUUAGUGAAUCAUUGCCAUUGUUAAGCGAAUUAUGUAGUUACUAAGUGAAUCUGGCUUCCCCCAUUGCUUGUUGGAAACCAGCUGGGAAAUUUACAAAUGGCGAUCACAUGAUCCUAGAACAGUGCAGCUGUCAUAAAUAUCUGCCAGUUGCCAACCUACCCAGGUUGCUGGGUAGGUUGAAUGCCACCAAGUGUUUACUGGACCCGUGCUUUGACCAUUAGUAGUUCAGAUUCUUGUAAAGAUCAUUAGCAUGCAGUCAUUUGAACCACCUUGACUCCUGAUUUCUUGCAUCUGACAUGAAUGGCUAUAAGUCAAGGACUACUUAUACUAUAUUUUACAUAGUAUAAUAUAUACUUUUUAAAAAAACUGCAGUUUCUUUGUAGGGAUUAAACCUGCAGUCUUGUCUAUAUGUUCCUGGGAGCAAGUCCCAUUGAUCUCAGAAGGAUUUACUUCUAAGUAUAUAUGGAUAGGCUUAACUUAUUUCACUGCCCUCACAUGUUAAAUCUAAACCACUGCUCAAUUCACCCCAACCUUACUAAGAAAAAGACAGAAUUCAAGCCACCUUAAAUAUUUAGGAAAAGAAUAUAUAGAGAAUGUCUUCUGUUGAUGCUCCUUUAGAGACUCUUAUUUCUUUAGUGUGCAGUUUCCAGUCCAGCAUAUCUUUGCCAAUGCCAACAUAUCUCUUGUUAAAUUAGCUGAAACCAUUUAAAGUCUUUUAGUGGCAUCUGCGUGAUAAUUGAACAGAGACGCUUUGUAUCUGGGAAGCUGGCCAAGGAAUAAACCUUGAAGCAAAGUGUAUUAAAUUAGUUAUCUCAUUAUAGUUUUUUGAAUAAUUUCCUAAUGAUGAAUUAAGUUUGAAACCAGAGCUGUCAAGUCCCAUUGCUCUAUUUGGCCUGACAGGUAGGGAGUUAGAAAGAGAAAAUAAUCCCCUCCAAGGUCUGAUUGCUCUGAGAUUUAGGAUGUGAUCUGUAUAGUCUUGGCUGUUCUAGAAGUAUGCAAACCAAAAGAAGUUAUUUAAUAAGCAGGCAUAAUGGAUACUAAAAAAGGAAGUAUUGAUGAGACAUUGCCAAGGCGUUUUGUCACAAUGUAUACCUAUCUUGCACACAUAAUUGCAAGGGAAAUCUUCCUGCAGUUAAACACCAAUGCCCAAGACCAAGCCACUAAUACUAAUAUAAUAAAGAACCACUACUAAUAUAAUAAGGAACCAUUUUCACACUAUAAGGUAGUCUACAAGGAAGAUGGUGUUCAAAGAAAAAAAUUAAGACUAUUAAGGUACAUACUAUUUUAGUGUGAUUUUCAUACUAAUGUUGACCUUAACAAGCUUAAUUUUAAAAGUCUUGCUCAAAUUCUAAUGACCCUCAGCAUCAGAAGCUUUAUUUUGUUAAUGUUUGAAGAAUCUAAUGUUAAUUAAGCAUCAUGCUGUAAAGACAAAACUUAACUGAUUAUAUUAAUGAUCUUAAUUUCAAGAAAGUUCAAGAAUGAAGUUACUUCAAGGAAUAAAUCCAAGGAUAGUUUUUUUUUAAAAAAGCAACUGUUGUUAAUCUCAGAAUAUCAUAAUGUUUCAGGGGAUGAUGCGAUAUCCCCUGUUCCUGUACUGCACAGAUGUCAAGCUCAUGGCGUCACAUUGCUGUUGUGUGACACUUUGCGACGUUAUUCCCAUUUGCAGAGCUGGGGUGGGUAUGUCCUGCGCUUGACGCAUCAGGCCCACAGGCUGCCAGUUUAACACCUGCUAUCCUGAGUAGUAUAGAGAGAUGAAUGGAACUUCAGUUGCAGGCCGGCUAUAGAGUAAGACACUUGUACUCAAAUGUAUUAGUGAACAUCAAGUUGAAGAAUGGUCUUUUAUUCCCUUUCCUAGAAUUUACAUAGAUCUAUUAAUCACCCCAGUUCUGAGAUAAAAUUUCACAUUAGCAGAUGUAUGGCCUGUGGAACCAAAAUUCUGGUUUAAAUUAAGUUAGUUAAUUUCAGAAAAAGCUAAGUAAAAUUAUAAAGUUCCUCUUGUGGGUUAAUAUAAAUAAUAAUGAACUAUGGAAUUGUAGGAAAAAAAUCAAUAGGCAAUAUUCAUACAUCAUUGCAAGCAAAUUAAUGUUGUACAGAAUGAUAAUAUCUGACAAUGUAAACAUCAUAAUCUUUUCCCCCAACUACAUAACAGAAGGCUCUUACGGCCCAUGAAAGAUGUGUUGAAUGGAAGCAAUUGGUUUGGUAGUGCUACUCCUUAGAUAGUUUCACUCUAACCUAACAUGAUUCAUUUUUUAAAUCAUCCUUGUUAAAAUUAUUAUAAUAUAUUCUAUACAUGGCAGAAUU
Ahaetulla prasina is the source of this 8897-nucleotide messenger RNA. RefSeq names its product protein tyrosine phosphatase non-receptor type 14 (gene PTPN14). The record is from RefSeq and is a predicted model, not a curated record. Gene Ontology annotation, biological process: lymphangiogenesis; protein dephosphorylation. Gene Ontology annotation, cellular component: cytoskeleton. Bases 867 to 4448 code for a protein of 1193 amino acids. Gene Ontology annotation, molecular function: protein tyrosine phosphatase activity. The transcript has 19 exons. NCBI's taxonomy places the organism in Eukaryota, Metazoa, Chordata, Lepidosauria, Squamata, Colubridae.